AUCAAAUUGACAUUCCAAACGAUAACAACUCGAUUCCUAUCAGUGGCGGCUUCCUCUCGGCUUGGAUGCUGAGCUCGAGGAUGUUUUCAGUGAACUCUUCUGUAAAUACUCAGGAAACAUGCUCGGACGCUUACUGCUAAGUCUUUUGCUCUGCUCCCUACAAAUUUUGGCGGAAUGCCCCAUAAGCCAUGGUACCUGCAACUACAAGGACUUUUUUAUUACUUUCAACCAAAACAAAGCUAGUCGACGUGCCGAAGGCGCAAUUUAUUUUCUGUACGAUGUGAACAGUGUGGAAGGCUUCAAUCUAAGACGGGACGUCUAUAUAAGGCUUGCCGUGUUCCUCAAGGCGCUGCGGAAGAAAGCAGGAUUUGAAAAGGCGCAAUUAGUCCUGCCACCAUUUCCGCGUCUGUACCAUUGGAAGUCUGAUCAUAUCAUGCAGGAUUCCGUGCUCUGGCGGCAGUUCUUCGACAUCCCAAGCAUGCGAAAUUACACUGCCGUGUUGGAUUUUGAUGAGUUCCUACGUGAAAUUGGAGUUGGGCAAAAGGAGCGAUUUUCUCUGGACCAUGUGUACCAGCUCCAGAACUUCGAGGAUAUGUUCGUGAAUGGAGUGUUCACUGACAAGUUCGAGGAGAAGCCAUGCGUCAAGGAGAAUCACUAUCGGAGACCGUUCCUAAAUAAUCAACUUAUCUCGCACAAAGUGUUUUCCUGUCUGAAGUUUCAGGGAAGCGCCUCCUUGUUGGAAAAAUUUCUGAAAAAGAAAUUGAAGAGGAAUAAAUCAUGGCCAUGGACAAUGCUUUUUCUGAAUUCGGAGAUUAUCCUGCAUGACUUCUGGGGCAACGAUGAGUUUUGGCGUGCGAGACGUUCCAUGAGGUUUAGCAAAACGCUUGUCGAUAUUGCAAGUGAAUACCGCCUACUUAAUUUUAAUUCCACCGAUGAGACUGAUUUAGUUCAGAGACCAGACGACUGGAGACUUGAAAAGCCGUACCGUGGAGCGAAAGGCGGAAACUAUUUAUGUGCACAUAUUCGUCGAGCAGAUUUUGUACUCGGUCGCGAAAGGACCACUCCAUCAUUAAAGUCAAUUGCUAACCAGAUUACAGCCAAAGUCAAAGAUUUAAAGAUUUCCAAAGUGUUCAUUUCAAGUGACUGUAACGGCUUUGAGUUCCAGAACUUAAAAUCGUACUUAGGACGGAUGAGAAUCUACAGAUUCAGACCGGAAUCAUUCCAACAAAAGGCACAAAUUAUGGAUGGCGGUAUCGCAAUCAUUGAUCAAAUAAUUUGCUCUCAUGCCAAGCAUUUCAUCGGUACCUACGAAAGUACGUUCACCUACCGAAUAUACGAGGAGCGUGAGAUUCUUGGGUUUCCAAAGGACGCGACAUUCAACACAUUCUGUAAAAACGAUGACUUGUCGAAUUGUGAGAAGAAUUCGGUUUGGCCGAUAGUUUUUUAAGGAAGAAAGUGUGUCAUAAAAAAGAACAAAUUAAUGUUUAAGACUAGUUGAAUUUUAACUUUUUAUAAUACUCAUUUUAUGUGGCAUAAUUUUAGUGAAAAUAAAUGUACGAUUGAUUAUAUGUUGUUA
Hermetia illucens (black soldier fly) is the source of this 1576-nucleotide messenger RNA. Its product is annotated as GDP-fucose protein O-fucosyltransferase 2. Bases 119 to 1447 code for a protein of 442 amino acids. Gene Ontology annotation, biological process: protein O-linked glycosylation via fucose. The record is from RefSeq and is a predicted model, not a curated record. The transcript is spliced from 6 exons. Gene Ontology annotation, molecular function: peptide-O-fucosyltransferase activity. NCBI's taxonomy places the organism in Eukaryota, Metazoa, Arthropoda, Insecta, Diptera, Stratiomyidae.